UUUACAAAAUCAGAAUUUAUUCGCCAAACAUGUCAAUAAUGAAGCACACAGAAAAGGACGACAUACAUCAGUAUCUUGUUAAGGAGUGGUACAAGGAAAUGAUAAUUGCUUCAAGACCUUAUUCGGAACCCUUGAUGGAGAAAUCAACCGUGGAUUUGAUAAAACUUUGCUGCGAUUCAUUACGUUUGGACGACCACGUUUUUAUAAUGAGCACAGAAGUGUUAGAGCAGUACAUAAGGGUAAAAAAUGAUCAAAACGCCGUUAUUAGUGAUUGUGUCCUAGAUGUAGUGUGUACAAUUUUCGUAUGCAGCAAACACGUCGGAGAACAAUCUGAGCUUCGGAUAACAAAUGUGAAAUCCUUUUUAAAAAGGGUAACGUGUAGAGAUUUCGAUAAUAUUACAAUUAGAAAAUGUGAAAUGGACAUUUUGAGGAGUCUUGACUACAAACUGCCACUCAAAUCGAAAAUGGACGACUUGAACACGUUUUAUAUGUACUAUGUGAAACCGUUAGAAUUGAGAAUUGAUAUCAGUAGUUUGUGUUCGGAAUUGUUGAAUUUGACGGUCAUUUCAUGGUUCCGGAUUUUCCACGAAUUGAAACGUACUUAUUCAAAGAAUGAAGAAUCCUUUGAAGUGUUUCAGAAAUUGGUGGUUAAUAGUUGUUAUGUGCCCUGUAGCAUUAUCUUGUGCGCCUUACAUUUGACCAACUCUUAUCAUGCGUUAAACUUAGACAAAGUCUCUUUAGAAUUGGAGAGAUUGUCCCAAAUCCAUUCGGACCAUUUACAAUAUUUAGCUAAUAAGAUAUACGAUAGAACUUCUGGAUGUAAAUCAGUUUAACUUUUUAUUCGGUGGUUCGGCUUUAAUAUCCUGUGACAUUAUAACGGACGUAUGAGAGGGCGGAGACGGACACUGGGGUAGGAAAACAUUUCCCCUUUAUGGAGAGCGUAAACCAAAAAAAUCGGUUCGAUAAUAAUUAAUUAGUAUUCUGGUGGGAGC
Molecule: messenger RNA, 992 nt
Organism: Agrilus planipennis (emerald ash borer)
Lineage: Eukaryota; Metazoa; Arthropoda; Insecta; Coleoptera; Buprestidae
Exons: 1
Coding region: 30-833 (267 amino acids)
Source: RefSeq, a predicted model, not a curated record